AUGGUGAAUGCAAAGUUUAAAUUUAGAGACAUAUCUUACGGUCUUCAAAAAUUAAGAGAUUUUCUACUAGGGAGGAAGCAUACUUUACAUGGUCGCUUUCCACCCAUGGUAGCUCCUCGAACGUUACCACCAGCUAACAUACCACGAGGCCCUGAUACAAAAUAUUCUGAUAAAUAUUACUUUCAAAGAAAUGCUUUUAAUUCAGUUUACCCUCCAAUAGUAGCGCCCGUUGCAGAAGGACCGCCAUUAAAGAAAGAUCAAGUUAGAAAGGGAACACCUAGCGGAGCAAUGCGUCCUGAUGCUAUUUGUUUCAACUUUGCACCGACACCAGGCUCUGCUUGGUGGUGGGAUGGUCAUUGUUAUUAUGAAUGUGAGCCAGAGAGUUCAAGUCCACCGACACCUUCACAAGAAAAGGAUUCUCUUUGCCCUCCUGAUCAGAAAAUAAUUAAA
This is a messenger RNA of Brenthis ino (lesser marbled fritillary), 450 nucleotides long. Lineage: Eukaryota; Metazoa; Arthropoda; Insecta; Lepidoptera; Nymphalidae. The record is from the annotation of a GenBank genome assembly.